Messenger RNA from Protopterus annectens (West African lungfish), 2082 nucleotides. It is a transcript of the gene SPATA6L, whose product is annotated as spermatogenesis associated 6 like. Lineage: Eukaryota; Metazoa; Chordata; Ceratodontiformes; Protopteridae. Gene Ontology annotation, biological process: spermatogenesis. Bases 503 to 1801 code for a protein of 432 amino acids. The transcript has 13 exons. The record is from RefSeq and is a predicted model, not a curated record. Gene Ontology annotation, molecular function: myosin light chain binding.
UCUCUAGUCCCCAUCUUGUUUAAGGGAAAGUCCAACUGGAAGUUGAACCCCUUUUUAGCGGAGGCCAAGAAAAAAAACUCCAAAGUUACAAUAAUACACGAAAGAUGGUCAUAAAACAGAGACAUAUAAUAGUGCAAGAGUCUGUUUCAUGUAUUAUUUCUGUUUCUGAUUUAAUGGCUCUGUUUCAUGUAUUAUUGUUCCUUUGAAGCUGAACUUCACUUAAGAUUUAUUAAGCUUGAUCGUACUGUGUGUAUCUAAGUUACGAAAACUCGCACGAGCGUUAGUUUUAUGACUCUGGCACUUGGCACAACAGCCGUUUGUAGUAACCCUGACGCCCACCGCUCGACAACGGUGAAAACCUCUGCCUCUCCUUCUCCAUGACAACGUGACGCUUCCAUGAGUUGCCUGCGGUAUUCCUGCUACAGUCACAGCGUAAUUACUUGUUUGCCUUUUGUGGAUUGUAUUUAAGGAUUUAUCCUUUCUCUUAAACUGGAGUUUCAAAAUGUCCCCCAAAGCGCUCAAAGUUGUUACUGAACUGGAGAUUCACGCAAUUACAUGUCCAGGUGUAUUCCUGCCAGAAAAGGAUGAUGUUUAUGUAGCGGUUUGCAUCUUUGGACAGUAUAGGAAAUCAAGAUGUCUUGCACCAGUAUUUCCACUUCUCUUUCAUGAAAAAAUGAGAUUUGAGAAGGUGUUUCCAGAAGCAACUGAUCCUGCUGAUGUAGCACAGCUACUUGAAAAUGAAACUGCUAAAUGUGAAUUAAUUCAGCUAACACCACCAGGGGAAACGUUAGCAAUGUAUGAAGAAAAUGUUCGUGAAUUUCUUUUUCCUGAACCAAGGCUGACCCCUGCAUACCCUGGAGUAGACAGAGCUGUUCUAAUGACAAAGUUACCGUGUUUUCCAGGAAUAGCACCAAAAUUAGAAUUUUCUUCAAUCACCACCAUUAAGGAGUCUAAAACAAGUCGAGCCUCAUCAUCACUGAUGCGUGAAGAUCACACAAGAAAGUUAAAUGGACAAGUAAAGUAUGGCUACAGAUAUAGAUCCCCUCAAAAAACAUACUCUCCUUUAGUCAAGACAACAAAGAAAAAGAAUAAAGGAUAUGAAAAACAUACAAAAUCCUCCCACCUGAGGUCUCCAUCACCUUGUAAAAGGAAAUAUUUAAAUGAAUUUAUUGAGAACAGUUUUCUGCAUGUAAAGCAAAUGAAUUUGGGACCUCAUGAGAGUAAGUCUACACUGCAAACAAGACCUCCAUUUGUAGUUCGACAUAUUGAUAGGUCAAAGACUGAAGAUAUCAUAACAACACCAGAAUCCCCUUCCACUUUAAAAAAGAAAACAAGGUCAAAAAGUCUGUCUCCAAAGCAGCGGCUGGAUAAAGGUGCUUUCAACCAUACCAGACCCAGGAGUGCCUUAGCAAAGAUUUCUACAUGCCCACAUACAAUGAAUACUUCAGAAGAUGAAGUAGAGUCAGAGUCAGAAGAAGACAACAAUGGCAGUCUUGUAGUUCACCCUGUGAGUUACAGUUCAGAGCCUGAAUUUUCACCUAUCUCAUCACCAACAUCAUUUCAAAGGUCAACAAGUCCAGUCCAACAUCAUCUUCAGCAUAGUUCAAGGAGUCUGUCAAAUUCAGAUCCAUCAUGGGAACUAAUUAAUGAGCGAGUAAAACGACUAUUGUCAUCACAAACUGCAAAGCAGAGGCUACAGUUGGGAGCAACAGAAUCUGAAAUUGAUGAUGUCCUUGAAAGACUGUCUGUUGUGCCAAGAAGUUUUUCACAUAACAGCUCCGUGGAGCGGAAAAAAUACUGAGUGUCCUAUGAUGUCCAGGUGGCGAUGUGAAUAAUUUGCAAGAAGUUAAAGAAUACCAUUGUCAGCUAUGUCUACAAGCUGACUCGUCAGCAGGGCUAAAUGGAUUGAUUCAUAUUAACUCCCUGCUUAAGGCAUUAAAUUGUCUUUACAACCCCAUAUGUGUCAUUGCUGUCUUCUUUAAUGUUUGAUAAAGUAUGGUAUGCAAGCAUUUAUGUUCUGGUGCACUGAUUUUAAUAACAAAAAAAUAAAUGAUUUUGUAAUAAAGGAAUUGUUAAUACCUA